AAAAUUUAUGAUAAGGGUACUUUCUAAUUAGAUUUUAAAAACUGCACAAAAAAAGAGAUGGAAUUUCUACACUGGAACCUACACGGAAUACCUACACAGGAAAAGCCCUUCAUAGGGCUUUUUUAUUCUCCCACUUGGCCGUUUCUAGCAAUCCUAGGCCAUCUGUCAACUCUGAUCCCAUCCAGGGUCUGCCAUUAAAGUUUAGCGAGUAGGCUGAUUAGCAUCACAGCCAUCUGUGUGGAUUGUGCUCAUCUCAACUGAGUCAUGGAUGAGUCAUGGGAGUGCCUGUCCCCUCUUCUACAUCCCGCCGUAGCCGCCGGCGUCAAGGAGUUUAAUUUUCCCAAGAUGACGGCCGUACAGGCUGCUUGUGUCCCUAAUAUGUUGUCCCACUAUGAGGUGGUUGCCGAGGCUGUCACAGGUAGUGGUAAAACUCUAGCGUUUUUGGUACCAACUCUUCAAAUUAUACUUCAAAGAGAAUACCCCAUCAAAAAGUACGAGGUUUAUGCUAUGAUUUUGUCACCAUCGCGAGAGUUGGCCUCGCAGAUCCACGGUGUUCUUCAGGUUUUGCUGAAACACUGCAAAGAAGUGUCGUCGUUGUUACUCGUAGGUGGAGGAGCUGUGUCUGAAGACGUUGCAAAGUUUGAAAGUAAUGGCGGUCACAUCAUCGUCGGCACGCCUGGAAGAAUUGAGGAUAUCUUCAACAGAUGUGAAUCUGGUAGCACGAGCUUGAAACUUGCUUGCAGGGCGUUGGAAAUCUUAAUAUUAGACGAAGCUGAUAAACUCUUAGAAGUUGGCUUUACCGAAACAAUCAGCACAAUUCUUGCAUGCCUUCCCAAGCAGAGAAGAACCGGGCUUUUUUCUGCCACUCAAACUUCAGACAAGGUUAAACUGAUUAGGGCUGGCCUUAGAAAGCCCCGUCGGAUUAGGGUGAUGCAAUCUCCACAGCAAUGAUCCAGACCUAAAUGAAGACUAUAACAUGUGUAUGAAGUACAAGAAAAGGAAAGUUUCUGAUGAAGAAAUUGAAAAGUUCUUUGGCUGUGGCUCAGACGGUGGGAAAAAUGCUUAGUUCACUACGGCUGCUCAAGCACUCGUUUUCCUCUUGCAAUGCUUCAUCUGUGUAUGCAUCAGGCAAUGAACUCUGGGAAAAUCAAAUUCCGCACAAUUUGUUGUGAGAUUUAUUCUUAUUUGCUCCUCAAAUAUCAGCAGUCUUGUUAAAUUCCCUUUUUUGGUUCACUGUUUUCUAUAGUAGCCAACCAACCCUUGUUUGUCCUUUCACUUUUGAUUCAGAAGCAAUCUUAGACUCAUCACUGUGUAUUAAUUUCCAAACAAUUCAGAAUUUGUUCUUUCUAGUAUCAUUCUUCAAAUUAGCAAAUAAGACUUUCCUUAUGGGAAAGUAAAAGAUUUAUCCUCCCUCAGUAUUAACAUUAGAUUCCAAAUAGUUCCGCCGAUCAUUCUUCAAGUCGCUCAUAUUUCCAUGUUUAACGUACGGAUUCAAUUUCCGUUUCUCUUGUCAGGUUCUCAAUUUAGAAAACUAAUAAACUUUGGUGGUGGUAAAAACCAGAUGAUUCAAUCCUGAUCAUCAAUCUUAAUGAUAGGCCAGUCUGAUAGAUGUUUGACUGGAAAUCGGAACAUUCUCCAUAAAAAAAGAUGGUUAGUAUGGAAAGGUGAUGUAACCUAAUGUUGCUGAGAUAGCGAAUGACAGAAAGUAUAUAAGAUG
Hyalella azteca is the source of this 1717-nucleotide messenger RNA. Its product is annotated as ATP-dependent RNA helicase DDX55-like. The coding region runs from base 265 to 951 and encodes 228 amino acids. Gene Ontology annotation, cellular component: nucleolus. NCBI's taxonomy places the organism in Eukaryota, Metazoa, Arthropoda, Malacostraca, Amphipoda, Hyalellidae. Gene Ontology annotation, molecular function: ATP binding; nucleic acid binding. The record is from RefSeq and is a predicted model, not a curated record. The transcript is spliced from 2 exons.